Halichondria panicea is the source of this 4401-nucleotide messenger RNA. Its product is annotated as serine/threonine-protein phosphatase 6 regulatory ankyrin repeat subunit B-like. The transcript has 35 exons. Gene Ontology annotation, biological process: protein phosphorylation. Gene Ontology annotation, molecular function: protein kinase regulator activity; ATP binding; protein kinase activity. Lineage: Eukaryota; Metazoa; Porifera; Demospongiae; Suberitida; Halichondriidae. The coding region runs from base 73 to 4335 and encodes 1420 amino acids. The record is from RefSeq and is a predicted model, not a curated record.
UUGUCUAUAACUGCGCAUGCGUGAUGGCUUGUUUACGCCCUCCUUAUAUCCAUCCAAGUUUUUCUGUGAAAGAUGGCUGAAUUGUCUGAAGUGGAUCUGGAUGCUCUGGUGGUCCAGGUGGAGGGACUGGGCCUGGAGGAAAACAAAGUGGGUUCUGGGGCCUAUGGAAUAGUCUUCAAAGUCACAGUGAACGGGAAAAAGUGUAUUGCAAAAAAGCUUCACAAUAUCUUGCUCCAAGCUGACAACUACUACCCUCAUGCCCCCACUCAGCAGAGGGAGUUCAUUGUGAGAAAAUUUCGCAACGAGUGUUGCAUUUUGAAGAGCUUGGAUGAUCCCAACGUGGUCAGCUUUGAGGGAGUUCAUUAUGGCCAUGACAAGAACGACAUCAGUCUGAUAAUGGAGAGGCUUCAUUCUGAUUUGGCCGACUUUGUCAAGAAGAAUCCCGAGGCAAACCUUGCCACUAGAAUCCACAUCCUGUACGAUGUAUCUAAGGGCCUUCGCUACCUUCACUCUCUGACCCCUCCCCUCAUCCAUCGAGACCUCACUGCUCCCAAUAUUCUGCUCACUGAGGACCUCACUGCCAAGAUCGGAGACCUGGGCGUGUCCAGGUACGUAGACCCAACAGUGCCAACCAUCUUGUCCACUAAUCCGGGACACCUCAUCUACAUGUCUCCGGAAAGCCAAGUGGAGAAUCCCAUUUACACCACCAAGCUGGACAUCUUCUCUUUCGGGAAUCUCAUCAUCCACACUGUCAUCGGAGACUUGCCCAAGGUGUACACAAUUUUAUCCACUGAUCCAAACAAGACACAAUACGAACGUGAGGGGAAGAUGGAGCUGAUGAGACGAAACACAUCCGUCCAUGUUCAAAUGGGGGAGAACCACGCCCUUUAUCCUCUCGCUGUUUGUUGCCUCCACGACCGACCCGAGCAGAGACCAGCAGUUGAGGAAGUGAGCAGCUCACUCAGAGAGCUGUGUCACAGGCACCCCAGAAUGUCACUCCUGGAAGCGUGCAAGGCUGGUAAUGUGGGUGUGGUUCAGGAGCUACUGGACGGUGGGGCUGAUCCCAACCAGGCUGAUGAGAAUAACACAACUGUUGUUUGCUGGGCCAGUAACAAUGGACAUGAUGAGGUGGUGAGGGUCCUUAUUCGAGCUGGAGCUAAUGUCAACACUCUAGACAAGUGGAGACAGUCUCCUCUCUGGUUAGCCAGUUUAUAUGGUCACCAGAAGUGUGUGCAGCUCUUGCUUGAAGCUGGGGCCAUUGUUGAUGUACAAAAUAAGGGUGGAUUUACUGCGCUGAUGGUAGCUGCUCAGAAUGGCCACUGUGAAGUUGUUAGAAUGUUGUUGGAGGCCAAAGCUGACGUCAACAUAAAGACUAAUGACAACGCAACAGCUCUCCACCUUGCCAGUAAGAAUGGACAUGAUGAGGUAGUAAGGGUCCUCUUAACAGCCAAGGCUACAGUCAACACUCAAAACAAGUGGGGAGAGUCUCCUCUCUACUCAGCCAGUAUCAAUGGUCACCAGAAGUGUGUGCAGCUCUUACUUGAAGCUAAGGCCAUUGUUGAUGUACAAAAAGAGGAUGGAUGCACUGCGCUGAUGGUAGCUGCUCUGAAUGGCCACUGUGAAGUUGUUAGAAUGUUGUUGGAGGCCAAAGCUGACGUCAACAUAAAGACUAAUGACAACCAGACAGCUCUCCAUCGUGCCAGUUACCAAGGACAUGAUGAGGUGGUGAGGGUCCUCUUAGCAGCCAAGGCUACAGUCAACACUCAGAGCAAGACUGGAGAGUCUCCUCUCUACUUAGCCAGUUUUGAUGGUCACCAGAAGUGUGUGCAGCUCUUACUUGAAGCUGGGGCCAUUGUUGAUGUACAAAAAGAUGAUGGAGGCACUGCGUUGAUGGUAGCUGCUCAGAAUGGCCACUGUGAAGUUGUUAGAAUGUUGUUGGAGGCCAAAGCUGACGUCAACAUAAAGGCUAAUGAUGGAGGCACUGCGUUGAUGGUAGCUGCUCAGAAUGGCCACUGUGAAGUUGUUAGAAUGUUGUUGGAGGCCAAAGCUGACGUCAACAUAAAGGCUAAUGAAAACUCAACAGCUCUCUCUCGUGCCAGUGACAAUGGACAUGAAGAGGUGGUGAGGGUCCUCUUAGCAGCCAAGGCUGCAAUCAACACUCAGAACAAGACUGGAGAGUCCCCUCUCUACUUAGCCAGUGUCAAUGGUCACCAGAAGUGUGUGCAGCUCUUACUUGAAGCUGGGGCCAUUGUUGAUGUACAAAAAGAUGAUGGAUUUACUGCGCUGAUAGUAGCUGCUCAGAAUGGCCACUGUGAAGUUGUUAGAAUGUUGUUGGAGGCCAAAGCUGACGUCAACAUAAAGGCUAAUAACAACUCAACAGCUCUCCACCUUGCCAGUAAGAAUGGACAUGAUGAGGUAGUAAGGGUCCUCUUAACAGCCAAGGCUACAGUCAACACUCAGCACAAGGCUGGAGGGUCUCCUCUCUACUCAGCCAGUGUCUAUGGUCACCAGAAGUGUGUGAAGCUCUUGCUUGAAGCUGGGGCCAUUGUUGAUGUACAAAAAGAGGAUGGAGGCACUGCGCUGAUAGUAGCUGCUCAGAAUGGCCACUGUGAAGUUGUUAGAAUGUUGUUGGAGGCCAAAGCUGACGUCAACAUAAAGGCUAAUGGUGGAGGCACUGCGUUGAUGGCAGCUGCUCAGAAUGGUCACUGUGAAGUUGUUAGAAUGUUGUUGGAGGCCAAAGCUGACGUCAACAUAAAGGCUAAUGAUGGAGCCUCUCCUCUCUUCACAGCCAGUUUCUCUGGUCACCAGAAGUGUGUGCAGCUCUUGCUUGAAGCUGGGGCCAUUGUUGAUGUACAAAAAGAGGAUGGAGCCUCCCCUCUCUACACAGCCAGUUUCUAUGGUCACCAGAAGUGUGUGCAGCUCUUGCUUGAAGCUGGGGCCAUUGUUGAUGUACAAAAUGAGGAUGGAUUUACUGCGCUGAUGGUAGCUGCUCAGAAUGGCCACUGUGAAGUUGUUAGAAUGUUGUUGGAGGCCAAAGCUGACGUCAACAUAAAGGCUAAUGAUGGAUUUACUGCGCUGAUGGUAGCUGCUCAGAAUGGCCACUGUGAAGUUGUUAGAAUGUUGUUGGAGGCCAAAGCUGACGUCAACAUAAAGACUAAUACUGGAGAGUCUCCUCUCUACUUAGCCAGUUUUGAUGGUCACCAGAAGUGUGUGCAGCUCUUACUUGAAGCUGGGGCCAUUGUUGAUGUACAACAAGAUGAUGGAUAUACUGCGCUGAUAGUAGCUGCUCAGAAUGGCCACUGUGAAGUUGUUAGAAUGUUGUUGGAGGCCAAAGCUGACGUCAACAUAAAGACUAAUAAUGGAGUCUCCCCUCUCUACACAGCCAGUUUCUAUGGUCACCAGAAGUGUGUGCAGCUCUUGCUUGAAGCUGGGGCCAUUGUUGAUGUACAAAAAGAGGAUGGAGGCACUGCGCUGAUGGCAGCUGCUCAGAAUGGCCACUGUGAAGUUGUUAGAAUGUUGUUGGAGGCCAAAGCUGACGUCAACAUAAAGACUAAUGAUAACGCAACAGCUCUCCACCUUGCCAGUAAGGAUGGACAUGAUGAGGUAGUAAGGGUCCUCUUAACAGCCAAGGCUACAGUCAACACUCAGAACAAGAGUGGAGAGUCUCCUCUCUACGCAGCCAGUUUCUCUGGUCACCAGAAGUGUGUGCAGCUCUUACUUGAAGCUGGGGCCAUUGUUGAUGUACAAAAAAAUGAUGGAUGUACUGCGCUGAUGGUAGCUGCUCAAAAUGGCCACUGUGAAGUUGUUAGAAUGUUGUUGGAGGCCAAAGCUGACGUCAACAUAAAGACUAAUGACAACCAGACAGCUCUCCAUUGUGCCAGUAGUGGACAUGAUGAGGUGGUGAGGGUCCUCUUAGCAGCCAAGGCUACAGUCAACACUCAGACCAAGGGUGGAGAGUCUUCUCUCUUCACAGCCAGUUUCAAUGGUCACCAGAAGUGUGUGCAGCUCUUGCUUGAAGCUGGGGCCAUUGUUGAUGUACAAAAAGAGGAUGGAGCCACUGCGUUGUUAGUGGCUGCUCAAAAUGGUCACUGUGAAGUUAUUAGAAUGUUGUUGGAGGCCAAAGCUGACGUCAACAGCAAGAGAAAUGACAACCAGACAGCUCUCCAUCGUGCCAGUAACAAUGGACAUGAUGAGGUGGUGAGGGUCCUCUUAGCAGCCAAGGCUACAAUCAACACUCAGAACAAGGUCGGUCAAUCUGCCUACGAUCUGGCUCGUAAGAAUGGACACACUCAAGUCUGCGAAUUGUUACAGCCUAAACAGUGUAAUGUUAUGUAAUUAUACUUCUGUGUAAUUUUAUAUGUUUCUUCAUAAUUAUUUUGUAUAAGAGUUUACGUUGAUUAC